CUGGACCUCCCUGCAGCCUACCUGCACAAGACGCGCAAAGUGCAACAACAGGAAUUCCAUGCAGCCGGGCGAAUCCGUAGCAUAACGAUUUGCCAUGAGCCUUCCUGUUGAGUGCCCAGCAAUCGUGGUCUUUCGUGCAUAGGUCAUGCCGCCUUUGUUGUACCACGUUCCAUUGGGUAUAGAGACGUGGGAGGUACAGGCUCGAUCGUUGGACAUAGGAUCUGAGGUUGAAGAUGGAUGAUAUCGGUGACGUGGAAGUCAAGCACGAACGAUCCAAUCCCUAUCCUCCAGGACCACCAUCUUCAGUCCACCGUAUGCCGCCAGCCGAGACCCCUACGUUACACAAUUAUCCUCCACCACACGCUGCAGGUAUGCCUCCCCCGGCGCCGGGGUGGAAUCCGGCCCCUUCGCCUUACAGCGAACCUUCUGACCAUCGACCGCCGCCUCCAGAUCUGGGUCAUCAGCAUUCCUAUCCGCCACCGCCUCACUCAUAUCCUCCUCCUCCACCACCGCCUCCAGGAGGCAGAGAAACGCCUGGUUACCCUCCUGAGUCGGCCUACGCACGCCCAUCCAGUGUCUCAGGCCCUUCGAGAUCUCCUGGCGACAUCCAACAUCCUCCAUACCAACCUGUGAGUACUCCUCACGAAACUUCGUACUAUCCUCAGCCUCCUCCGGACUAUCGACCUCGUCAUGCAUAUUCUGGUCCCGAGGGCCAGCCAAACGGGACGCUUCAUCCGCCUCUUCAUGUGGUGACGGGCCAUGAAAUGAUGUCUGGCCAGCCCCCAGGGCCAUACGGACCGCCCUCAGCAGGGCCACCGCCUUCCGCAGGUGGUUAUUCCGCCGGUCCUUAUUACGCUUCUGACCCAUAUUUGCAAGCUCAACGACGCAAGCCAGUCCGAGCGGCACAAGCGUGCGACUCAUGCCGUCAAAGAAAGGCGAAAUGUGAUGAAGGACGACCGGAAUGUCAACAUUGCAAAGAUAAUGGUCUGAAAUGCUCAUAUAGGGAGGUCCCUCCACAAAAGUCCGAGAAGCAGAUGAUCACCAUUACCGAUAAGCUAGAAGCUUUGACAGCCAGUGUACAAACUCUGAUCGACAGCCAGUCAGCUCUGAUGCACAGCCAGGAAGGUCAAGGUGAACAGAUCAAGAUGCUGCUGAAUUCAACGCAUUUGGCGCACCCUGCCCGAACGGACACUGGGGAUGCGUAUCCGUCGGACGAAGCAGCAGUGCAUGCCGUACGAACCACAAGAACGACGGCGCAUAAACAGGCCGAUACAUAUCCUCUACAAAGGGAGGAUAGUUCUGACGCGCGACUCGCAAGUCGGGUCCCGAAACAGAGGACGAAUUCCUCCAAGGACAAUUCAGAAUCGACCGGCUAUAAUCUGACCCUUCCCCCAGACCAUACCACGGCUGUUCAGAAUUUGUUCAAUUGGCCAUCGAUCAGGGACCUGAUUCCCAAGGGCAUAACGCCCUCCUACGUCAUGGAUGAAGAAACAGGCAGAGGGCUACUGCGCCUCUACGGUUGCGGUGAAGGCGAGGACAAGCAUGAUGGCCACGAAGGCGUUCCAAGCCCUGCCGGCAGCACCUCAUCCGAAGGACGCCGCAUGGACGAGGAUGCCUCUUCAUCACCGCACGGAGUCUGGGGCAGCGGACAAUUCCACGCGCCAGUAACCUCCACUCAAAGUCACACGGCUCGCGAUCACCCUGGAGGCGUUAGCCCCCAUGGUGGACUCAUGCUUGACUCCGAAGCGGUCGACCGUUACUUUCGCAGUUUCAUGGAACACCUCCAUAUCCUACAUCCCUUCCUUGAACCCAAGGUCUUGCGCACGAUGAUUCACACAUUUAAGAGAAAGUACAGCUGGGAUUAUCGUGCUACGCAGCCUGCGGCCACCACGAUUGGGACGAAGCGAAAGCGCGAUACCCUCGAUUCUCCUAAUUCUGUGGACGACCAGAACACCGGCACUCAUGGGAUCCAUCGUGGCCAAGCACGUGGAUAUCCUGCUGCUGUACCGCCGAUCGAGCACUCCGUGGCCAACGCCAUUGUUCUGCUUGUCAUGGCUUUGGGAAAGGUCACUUCCCACAGAGACCCGCUGCCCGGACCAGCGACAACCACAACGAUGCGAACGUCCACUCCCCACAGUGCACUGUAUUCCGAUCUACCAAUGCCCAUGUCCGCGCCACCAUCACCAUUUAACAACCAGGUGAACCUGAAUGGGGCCACCAACACCAUCGCAGUCUCGAGUCCUGCCAAUCCGCAGGGGAAGAAUAUGGAUAACACACCCGGACUAGCUUACUUUGCAAAAGCUGCUGAUAUUCUAGGCGAGCUUCCAGGUGGUACCGACGUAUCGCAUAUUCAAGCCAAUCUCCUUGCGGGCUUGUACAUGGGUCAACUGGCACGCAUUCUUCCCAGUUAUACCUACAUUACCAAUGCAUGCAUGGCCGCACAGAUACUCAUCCAGUCGACGGAGUACAAGGAAAGGACCAUGAAGCCGGCCCGUCGAAACUUGAUCAACUUUGCAUUCUGGUCAUGCUUACAGCUAGAGAGUGACAUUGCCGCCGAGCUCGAGUUGCCUCUCAGCGGCAUCACCCGCUUUGAGAGCGCACAGCACAAAGAGAUGCCUACCAAGGUGACCCUUGAGCAAAUCCCCGAGGAGAACAAGGAUAACGACAUUCUGCGCUUCUAUUCGUACCAGAUCCAGCUCAGGAUAGAGAUGAACAGCAUUCAUUCGACUCUGUAUCGCAGAUCCAAAGACCCGAACGGGCGACCCACUUUGCCUCUGAUGCAAGCGCUGGACGAAAACCUAGAAGACUGGAGGAAGAUGCUGGGCGACUGGGGGUGGGACGAUGACGACCAUGAGAGCCCGAACAUCAAUGUUGCUCGCUUGAGGGGAAAGUACUACGGAGCCAAGUACAUCAUCUGGCGACCAGCUGUGCACUAUGCUCUGCUAGUUGCUUCCGCUCAGAAAGAACGCCCUUCAGAGUCGCCGGCGGGCUACGGAUCGAUCUCCGAGGCCAAAUCACCAUGGUGGUCGAAUGUUUCCCACGAAGAUGACUCCACGGAAGUACUUCCUGGUAUCACUAGGAAAUUCCUCACGGGGGUGAGAAGAUGCAUUAAUGCUGCCAUCCGCAGUACCACCGUUUUCGACAGGGUUCCUCGCCGUCUGAUAACCACCAACAUUUUUGGCACGGCACAUGCACAAUUUGGAAACAUGCUUGUGCUUUACGCAACCUACAAAUCACCUCACCCAGCUCUCAGUUCGUUGGUGGACGAACACACUCUGAAACGGCUACACGACCGGACAGUGAGGAUCCUUAAGGAGAACGAGAACAUCUCACCGGUUCUGGCCAAGGACCUCAAGAUCCUUGAACACGUCCGCCUCAGGGCUUUCGGCCCUCCGACGUCCUAUCCGGCGGUCAGUACCUCUUCGAGUUUUUCGUCAAACCGGUAGAGGCGGCCAAACUGGACACUCAAUCAGCUAUGAUCUUGAACAAAGAACGUCCUACUGCAUAUGGUGGCAUUACUGCAGCGUUUUUCCCGGCAUCUAUCUACAUUGCUUUUUGUCCGAUCACGGAGUUUACGAUAAUUAUUGAAACGGCCGAUUUGGGAGGGUCUUUGUCUCGUUUGUUGUCUUGUUUUGAUCAAUCUGUACUCCAGCCGAAGUUUUCGUUCUCUGCAUCGCCAUGAACAAGACGGAUGCCGUCAACA
This is a messenger RNA of Exophiala viscosa, 3703 nucleotides long. RefSeq lists its product as uncharacterized. The coding region runs from base 234 to 3446 and encodes 1070 amino acids. NCBI's taxonomy places the organism in Eukaryota, Fungi, Ascomycota, Eurotiomycetes, Chaetothyriales, Herpotrichiellaceae. Gene Ontology annotation, molecular function: zinc ion binding; DNA-binding transcription factor activity, RNA polymerase II-specific. Gene Ontology annotation, biological process: regulation of DNA-templated transcription. The record is from RefSeq and is a predicted model, not a curated record. The transcript is spliced from 2 exons.